AUGUUUGAGUUCUUCUGCAAGAACACCACGAUCCACGGCACCAUCCGCCUGGUGUGCUCCGGCAGGAACCGCACGAAGACGGCGUUCUGGACGCUGCUGCUGCUGGCCAGCCUGGGCAUGCUCCUGGGAAAGGCCUCCUUGGAAAAGGCCAUCUGGGAAAGGGUUCUUUGGAAAAGGCCGUUUGGGAAAGGUUUCUUUGGAAAAGGCCGAGAAGCAGCAGCUGAGGAAGGGCUGAUCGAGUUCUACAGCUCCUACAAGGAGAUGUUUGAGUUCUUCUGCAAGAACACCACGAUCCACGGCACCAUCCGCCUGGUGUGCUCCGGCAGGAACCGCAUGAAGACGGCGUUCUGGACGCUGCUGCUGCUGGCCAGCCUGGGCAUGCUCUACUGGCAGUUUGCCCUCAUGUUCAGCCAGUUCUGGGCCUACCCCGUGGUGCUCACCAUGUCCAUGGACUCCGAGCCCAAAAUGUUCCCGGCCGUCACCAUCUGCAACCUGGAUCCCUACAGGUUUGAGCUGGUCAGUGAGCAGCUGGAGCAGCUGGAGCUCAUGGCCGAGGAGUCGCUGACCUUCCUGUACGGCCCCAAGGCCUCGGCCAGGCUGUCCCACCUGAGGGACAGGGACAGGGACAGGAACAAGGACAUAACCAUCCGUGUCCAGGCCUGGGCCAACCUCAGCAGCGCUGGCUUCAGGCUCAGCCACAACUUCUCCCUGGUCAGGAUGUGGGACCCCAGGGCAGGCAAAAAACAUUCCAGAGUGGGAUUCCGGCUGUGCAAUUCCACAGGCGGGAAUUGCUUCUACAACUCGCACCCGUCGGGCAUGGACGCCCUGCUGGAGUGGUACCGCUUCCACUACAUGAACGUCAUGGCCCAGCUGCCCCCGGCGCUGGCCCAGCACCAGCAGCACUUCCAGGACCUGGUCUACUCCUGCCAGUAUGAUGGGGAGCCCUGCAGGCCCAGUGAUUAUGUUCACUUCCACCACCCAGUUUUUGGGAGCUGCUACACUUUCAACAGCAAGGGGACAGAUCCCUUCUGGGCAGCCACAAAACCAGGAAUUCCUUAUGGGCUGUCCCUGAUCCUGCGGGCCGAGCAGAAGGAGCACAUCCCGCUGCUGUCCACCGUGGCCGGGGUGAAGGUGAUGAUCCACAGCCACAACCAGACGCCGUUCCUGGAGCACGAGGGCUUCCACAUCCGCCCGGGCAUCGCCACCACCAUCGGCAUCCGCCAGGACCAGGUGAAUCGCCUGGGUGGCAACUACGGCAGGUGCACCACGGACGGGGCCGACGUGGCCGUGGAGCUGCUCUACAACAACUCCUACACCCUGCAGGCCUGCCUGCACUCGUGUUUCCAGCGGGCCAUGCUGCGGCGCUGUGGCUGCGGUUAUUUCUAUUACCCGCUGCCCGCCGGAGCGCGCUACUGCGACUACAGCCGCCAGCCCGCCUGGGGGCACUGCUUUUACCAGCUCUACUCCCGGCUCAGGAAUCACCGCCUGGAUUGUUUCCAGCACUGCCCCAAACCCUGCAGGGAAUCCCUGUACAAGGUCUCAGCUGGCACAGCCAAGUGGCCCUCGGCAAAAUCCCAGGACUGGGUGCGCCAGGCUCUGCGGCACCAGAACGGCUACAACUCCAGCAGCAGCAGGAGGGACAUUGCCAAGGUCACCAUCUUCUACCGGCAGCUGAGCUCGCAGGCUGUGCACGAGGCCCCGCUGCUCUCAGAGAACCUGCUGCUGUCCAGCAUGGGCAGCCAGUGGAGCCUCUGGUUCGGCUCCUCGGUGCUCUCGGUGGUGGAGAUGCUGGAGCUGCUCCUGGACACCCUGGUGCUGUCCCUGCUCUUCUGCUUCCAGAGGCUCCGCGCCCGGGGGGGCUCCAGGGGCUCCAGCCCCUCCCCAGACCUCAGCCUGGCCCUGGAAAAUUCCAGGGAAUUUCAGGAGGGAGCCCAAGGCUCAGGAUUGGGGCAGCCGCAGCUCCCGGUGGGGAACAGGCAGGAGCUGGGACACAGCUGAGGGGCUGGAAUUCCCAAAUUCUGGGGGAAAAGUGACAGGGAUGUCCUGGAUCCACAGCUGAGGGGCUGGAAUUCCCAAAUUCUGGGGGAAAAGUGACAGGGAUGUCCUGGAUCCACAGCUGAGUGUGGCAGUGCUUGGAAUUCACCUGGGCUGUGAUCCCAGCUGGAAUUCCCAAAAAGCUCCUGGAAUUCCCAAACUCCUCUGGGCUUUAAUUCCAGCUGGAAUUCCCAGAAACCUCCUGGAAUUCUGAAAAACCUCCUGCCCUUGGAGCUCUGAUCCAUGCUGGAAUUCCCAAACUCCUCCG
Molecule: messenger RNA, 2302 nt
Organism: Pyrgilauda ruficollis (rufous-necked snowfinch)
Lineage: Eukaryota; Metazoa; Chordata; Aves; Passeriformes; Passeridae
Gene: SCNN1D
Product: sodium channel epithelial 1 subunit delta
Exons: 13
Coding region: 1-1998 (665 amino acids)
Biological process (GO): sodium ion transmembrane transport
Cellular component (GO): membrane
Molecular function (GO): ligand-gated sodium channel activity
Source: RefSeq, a predicted model, not a curated record